Vicia villosa (hairy vetch) is the source of this 822-nucleotide messenger RNA. Its product is annotated as protein YELLOW LEAF 1, choloroplastic-like. Gene Ontology annotation, cellular component: chloroplast. Gene Ontology annotation, biological process: thylakoid membrane organization; chloroplast organization. The record is from RefSeq and is a predicted model, not a curated record. NCBI's taxonomy places the organism in Eukaryota, Viridiplantae, Streptophyta, Magnoliopsida, Fabales, Fabaceae. Bases 180 to 665 code for a protein of 161 amino acids. The transcript is spliced from 5 exons.
CAAAUACCGAAUAUAAAUUCAUUUCCAACAUAGUUAGAGUCGCUCUAAACGCAGAACUCUCUGGAAAAUUUGCCUUGCAUCAGAAACAAGUCGGUGUCGCAGAAUUCAAUUUUCCGGUGAAAACAGGCGGAGUUGGCCGUCGGAGACGUUAGUAACAUUAACAUUUGGUCAUAAAAAAGAUGUUGCCAUCAAUGCAAAGUUGUGUUGGCUCUUUACCUCUAUUAUUGCCAGCUAGUUGUACUAGUCAGACUCAAGAACGAAUUAAGCAUUUCAGUCCAAACAUAGUUGGUAUGCAGCCCUUACCUUAUAGAAUUACAAAAGGAAAACUUCGGACUGCAACUUUUCGAAGUUCAUCAUCUCGGUUCAAAUGCGGUGCUGCGAUGAAUGUUACAUGCUAUGCUGCUGGUGCAACCCAAACUGUAACCCGCGAUGCUCGGACAAUUACGGUUACUCCUGACAAGGUGAAGAACCCUAGACUUGAUGACAAUGGGCCUGGAUUGCCACCUCGCGACGAUGACGGCAAUGGUGGUAAUGGAGGCGGUGGCGGUGGUAAUUUUUCAGGUGGACUAGCCCUUUUGGGUAUUCUUGGUGUCCUAGACAUUCUUAAAGACAUAGAGGGUGAAUUGCAAAGCAAAGUCAAAGAAAGAAGCUUUGAUCAAGCUUGAUAAUUAGUCUUAACUGUGGUAGUGAAAUUACUUGAUACCUUGUGUUAUAUAAAAAAAUGGAUAAUCAGACCUUGUUAUAAUAUGGUCACAAAUAAUGAAGAUAUGUAAAAAAACAAACUCCUAUUCCUAAAUCCUAAAUGGAAUGAACUUAGAAUCA